Heterocephalus glaber (naked mole-rat) is the source of this 621-nucleotide messenger RNA. It is a transcript of the gene Insl5, whose product is annotated as insulin like 5. Gene Ontology annotation, biological process: positive regulation of feeding behavior. Gene Ontology annotation, molecular function: G protein-coupled receptor binding; hormone activity. The record is from RefSeq and is a predicted model, not a curated record. Lineage: Eukaryota; Metazoa; Chordata; Mammalia; Rodentia; Bathyergidae. Gene Ontology annotation, cellular component: extracellular region.
CACACCACUUGGGAAUCCUUUGGGCCUCAGCACAAUGAGGGGCCCCGUGUUCACCCUGUUUCUGUUCUCUGUCCUGUUUGCCGUCUCCGAAGUGAGGGGCACGGACACGGUGAAGCUGUGUGGCCUGGACUACGUGAGGACCGUGGUCUACAUCUGUGCCACUGCCCGCUGGAGAAGGCAGGCGGAGGGGACCCUGCCAGGCCUGCAAGCGGAGAGAAGAAGCGACUUGCACCGUGAGGCUUCCCAGGAAAUCUUAGCGCGCAAUCUCGCCAAGCUGGAUUUCUCAGGAGAGGAGCUCGUUCAGGAGGAACAGGUGCCCACGGAGGGGCUGCGGGAGACAAAGAAGCAUUUGGCGAUGUCCAGACGAGACUUACAAACUCUCUGCUGCACUGAGGGCUGCUCCAUGACGGAGCUGAGCGGCCUGUGCUAGGCAAGCGCGGACGCCAGUGAGCAGCAGCACUCACCCUCACCUGACCAGGGUCGCGUAUGCGCGCACCCCAGGGAAGCUCUGUCACUCAGAUGAGGCUUUGGGACAGGCAGUCCUUUCCUAAAAGUUCUUAUGAAUGGCUGCAGCCACAGUGAAGUCUAUCUUCUCCCUUUGCCAAGGUGAAUGCUCUCUUC